Messenger RNA from Mus caroli (Ryukyu mouse), 4331 nucleotides. Lineage: Eukaryota; Metazoa; Chordata; Mammalia; Rodentia; Muridae. The record is from RefSeq and is a predicted model, not a curated record.
CUCUGAGACACUUGGUGUGAUUUAGACCAAGGUUUCGGUCUGCUGAAGGUGACCCUGAGGUUUGAAGAGGAGAGAUAUGGAAGAAGUUCGUUCCGUUGUUACCACGGACUCUCAAGGCUCGAAAACUUUAAGCUCCAGAGGUCUGGAGGGGCAAAAUGGUCGGUCUCUUGACACUGAGAGCCAGGAUUCCGUGAAGAGCGACAACUUCUUCAGAAGGAGCAGUCCAGGGGAUCUCGGAGAGGAUGAGGAGGAGUCUGAAGGCACCGUGGGCGAUCAGGACCUGAAGGGGACUUACAAGCAGCUUGUCCAAGGGGUUCAGGAGUGGCAGGAUGGCUGUGUUUACAAAGGGGAGUUCGGGCUCAACAUGAAGCUUGGAUACGGCGAGUUCUCUUGGCCCACAGGCGAGGCCUACCAUGGGCAGUUUUACCGGGACCAUUUCCAUGGCAUGGGCACCUACACGUGGCCGGAUGGCUCCAGCUUCACAGGCACGUUUUAUCUCAGCCAACGAGAAGGCUACGGGACCAUGCACACAAAAACAAUGUUAUUCCAGGGAUUGUACAAAGAGGACCAGAGAUUUGGGCCAGGCAUCGAGACCUACCCUGAUGGCAGUCAGGAUGUUGGACUGUGGUUCCGUGAGUACCUCCUCAAGCUGUGCACAAGGGUUCCCAGCGGUUUCUCCUUGGUAAACUACCCAGAAUUCUUGGCCUUCCUCACAAAAUCGAGAAGGAGACUUGAUCUNUCAGAUGAGAAGGUGGAGUUGGGUCUUUCUGAGGAGCAGGACCCCUUCUUCUAUGACUAUAAACAGUAUCUCCGGAAUGAUGACCUAAAGCUGCCUCCAGAGAUGCACGUCUAUUCGACCGACAACAGUCACCUGCCCAUGACCGACUCCCUGCGCCAAGAGCUAGAUGACCGCAUCUUCAUGAACGAGAUCCCUCUGUUCAUUGAGGACGAAGAACCCUGGCUCAUAACAAAUGAGACUCCUUUGUUGGUCAAAAUCCAGAAGCAAACUUACAAGUUCAGGAACAAGGAUGCUCAUACCAGCUGGAACAUACCUGCCAUCCUGGAGGGGAACCGCAGCAGGUUUGGGCCCAGCGGCCCCAAGGAGCAGAUUUCCAAGAAGAUGAUCAUGAAGGCUGAGGAAGGGGACUAUAACUGGAUUUUUGGAAUCUUGAGGGACAACCUUGCCUGUGCUGACGUGGCUGACUCCAAGGGUUACACUGUGCUGGCCGCUGCGGCAAUGCAUUCUCACCUGGACAUUGUGAACCUUCUCCUGGAUUACGGCGCUGACGUGAACAAGCGCUCGGACGAGGGCAUCACGCCCCUCAGUAUGUGCUUCCUCCAGUAUUAUCCCUGCAAAUCCUUCCACCCCAACAUUGCUGAGAGGACCCUGCUUCAGGAAUCUCCUAAAUCCUUGGUCACCCCCAAAAUUUCAUUCUUGCUUGCGGAUGCAAAUAUAGAUUAUCUCUACGAUGUGGGCAUGCCCGUAGCAGGUGGAGAUGAAGUGAAGACAAGCAGCCUGGAUGACUCCCUGGCCUCCAUGCAAACCCCAGAGUCCAGCAACAUGCCUCACAAGGAAGAAGUCUCCCCAGUGAAGACUGUCAGCACUGACGUAGAGAAAGAGUCUGAGGAAGCGGCAGAAAAUGUGGAUGCGAGCACCUUGUACAGCGUCGAUACAAAUUUCGAGUCUACCAAGUGCCUGCGGAACUACACUAUUAAUGUCUCGAGGGACAUCAUGGAGAAGAGUGCCCAGGCCUACAGUUCAUUGCCACAGCACCCCUGCUUCCCAUACAAAGGGACCGUGAGGAAAAUGGCACAGUCCAUGGUCGAACGCAGAAAUCGUUGGAUGACCAUCACGUUGCUGCUCCGUAGAGGUGCUGAUCCUAACCUGUGUCAAGUGCCCAUGCAGGCUCUGUUUCUCGCCGUGAAGGCUGGGGAUGUGGAAGGGGUGAGGCUGCUACUGAUGAGUGGGGCCCAGACGGACAUUCAGUUUCCUCCACAGUUGCAGUCCCUGACCCCGCUCCACAUCGCAGUCUCUCUUCCCGGGGAGGAGGGCGUGAAGAUCACUGAGCUGCUGCUCCACGUGAUCACUAACGUGGAUGCCAAGGCGGCGGACGGGGACUACGCGUACAAAGGUGGCAAGGCUGAUCUCCUGCCCUCAAGCCUGAAGCUCAACAAUGAGCCGGGCCCACCCAAGAACUACUACUCCACACACACAUUCAUCCCAGAGGAGGGCGGGCGCACAGCUCUGCACGUGGCCUGUGAGAGAGAGGACAACAAGAAGUGUGCCAGGGACAUCGUGCGGCUCCUUCUGUCCCACAGAGCGAAUCCAAACGUGCUGUGGAGCGGCCACUCCCCGCUCUCGCUGGCCAUUGCCAGUGGGAAUGACCUGGUUGUGAAGGAGCUCCUGUCCCAGGGAGCUGACCCCAACUUGCCUCUGACCAAAGGCUUGGGCACUGCCCUGUGUGUUGUGUGUGACCUGGUCUAUGAGCAACAGAGGAGCGUCGACAACAAGAUUGCCCUGAUUGACCGGCUCAUUAGCUACGGGGCGGAUGUCCUGAACCCUGUGACUCUUGUGCAAGGCGAUAGGACGGCUGUGGGCACGGCAGUCGACUAUGGCUACUUCAAGUUCUUCCAGGACCGGAAGAUCGCCCACUGUCCCUUUCACGCUCUGAUGCCAGCAGAGCGGGAGGUAUUCAUGGCCCGGAAAAGGCUGCUGGAGUACUUAGGCUUGCAAUUGCGCCUUGCUGUCCUCAGCAAGGAAAGCCGGCUGGACACGAAGGCCCUGUACCUGAGCAAGAGAGCAGAGCUGGCUCCCUGCCACAGGCUGAAGAAGAAAGGUUCCAGCUCACUUAGGACCCAAUCCGUGGAGAAGCAGUCUUGCCAUGCUGGAUUGUUGUUUGAGCCUCUAUGGAACCUGUGGUGGGCCCAAAGGCUCAGUGUGCAUCAACUGUUCAGAAUAACCAACCAAUGUGGAGACCCUCCUAGAAUUCCCUUUUACAAGUUUUGCUACCAGUGUGGCCGCUCCAUCGGGGUCCGCCUCUCACCCUGCCCCCGCUGCUAUGGAAUCCUGACCUGUAGCAAGUACUGCAAGACCAAGGCCUGGAUUGAGUUCCACAAGAAGGACUGCAACGACAUCAUGGCCAUGAGAGCAUCAUCUUCUCGCUGUCUUCUCAGGGCCUUGGUAACCCCUGUGGAACAGUCAGCUUUCUCCAUGGAAUCAGGGAGGGCUCUCCAGUUCCAAAUGUCCCAGGUGUUCAUGAAAGUCCAGCCUGAGAAGUACCCGGAGCAGAAUAACCACGUAUCCAAGAGUGUCCAGCUCAGAAGGAAUGUGGAGUCUAAGAACCAGGUGUCCAAGAGUGCCCAGCUCAAAAACAACCCAGAGCAGCAGAAGAAGGGGUUCAUGAGGCGGAGAACCUGCUUGACGGCCUGACAUGGCGCUUCACCUGCAGUUACCAGUGAGCACCAGCAUGCCCACCUCAUUCUACAUGGAGGCUCUAUUGAGCCAUUACCUCACUCCAUAGUUAUCUAUCCUGGCCACUCAAGGAGACAAGACUGUACCCCUACCCUCUCCCAUGGAAAAUUCUGGGCUACCCAGCACCAGGGCUUCCCAGGAUUUAAAAGAAGGCAGAGUGUGAGGACCCAGCUGCUACCCUGGGCCUGGGCACUAAAGUAUCCUUGGGUGGAAUCCAAUACCCAGCCAGAGCUGUGGCCUUUGGAGAAGCCUCUCUUCUGGGAGCUGUGGCCCGGUAGCAUGAGGGGUGGAGCUCAUGCUUGAAUAGGCCCCACUGAAUGGCAACACUGUGGGCCCCAACUCUGGUAAAGCACACAUGACACAUGGCUGAGCAGGGAUUCUUUGAGUCUGGGCUACUGAGUGAGCUUCGUAGCAAUGGAGGUAGGCACUAUGUACAUAGGGACAGGUCAGCUCCUUGAGGUGAGGGUGAACUAGCCCUGAGUAUCUUACGUUACUUAGAACAUUUCUGCAGAUGUAGGAGAACUUGGGAUAGACUGGUGUGUCAGGAUAUCCCUUUUCCCUACACUGCUCUCUUGGGUACCUCUGAGGCACCCUGGCAGGAAUGAGAACUUUUCUAUGGCUAAGACCAUGCACGGCAUGUAGAUGGAGGUGGGUUAAAGAGGUGGAAGGCCGGUGGAACCCACGUAGGCUGGCUGGCUCUGGUAUCCUGGCUCCCUCCUCCCAUAAACUUUGGGAUGUCCAGUUGGCACAGACAGGUAUCUUCCCAGGUACACUUGGAGAUAGAUGUUCAAUGGUUGCCACCACAUGGAAACCCCAGGACUUUCCUACAGGCGCAACCCCUCUUCACCCUCCUCCUAAC